ACUGGUGGCUAGGCCCCGCAGCACGUGUGACGGGGUGAGACGGAUCCACGUGGCCGCUGGUUGCUUCGCGCAUCUCCCUUCGGCUGGGCGUUAGAGUACGGGACGGGAAACGGGAAGGAUAGCGAAACCCUCACGCCGCCCACCUCCCAAUUGCGGAAGCGAAUAAAACACCGCAGGAUUCCGGUUUGGCUCCAGCGUCGGUGUCCCCCGAUUGGCUCCAAACCUUGCGGCCCCGUUCGCGCGAUCGGAGCUAGCUGGUUUGGCGGGAAGGCCCUCGCCUCUCCUGUCUUCUCUUCAGCUGGAGGUAGUUGUGGGGGUCGGUCGGUGUUCAUCGUAGGGGGCUGGGGGCGUCAGAGUUGUCGGCGUUUUCUUUUCGUUUCAGCCAAGGAGUUGAGUUGAGUUUCCUUGGCGGGAGCAGAUUUCUUGCCGCCGCGGCAGAUCGGGACUGCUCCUGUUCCAUCUACGGACCAAAUCGCUUCAGUUUUUGCUCUGAUCCCCCCAAAUCAGGUCGCUGCCUUUGCAACAAUUUACUGAAAUCGCUCAUCUGUUCGUCUGGUGAAGCAAAUCGCAAGCUGAUUUCCCGAAUAUAAUCUUCAGCUCACCUUGAUUUCGCUGCAAUUUGCUGGAAUCGCUGGGCCAUUGCUGCUCAGCUUGAUUUGAGACCUGCCGACUGCUGACGGCGCUUUGUGGGGGCUAGUUACCGCUGGUACUGUUUGGGAGCUGAAAUUGGAUAGAGAAGGCUUGGAAAAGCGCAACCUUUUCUGGUGACCAUGACGCUACUGGAGGAGUUGAUCCGGGCGAUUGAGCUCUGGCUGCGGAUUGUGAAGGAGCAGGUGCCCUUGGUCGAUCCAACCCUUGACCCGGUGCUACUUGUUCCUGGUAUCGCCGGCUCCAUCCUAGAAGCUGUUGAUGAUGCUGGGAACAAGGAGAGGGUGUGGGUGCGCAUCCUCGCCGCGGAGCAUGAGUUCCGAGAGAAGCUCUGGUCCAAAUUUGAUGCCUCCACUGGUGAAACUGUUUCUGUGAACGAGAAAACGAGAAUUAUUGUCCCUGAGGAUAGAUAUGGUUUGUAUGCCAUUGACACAUUAGACCCGGACAUGAUCAUCGGUGAUGAGACUGUGUACUACUAUCAUGACAUGAUAGUGGAAAUGAUUAAAUGGGGAUAUCAAGAAGGAAAAACUCUCUUUGGAUUUGGUUACGAUUUCCGCCAAAGCAACAGGCUCUCAGAAACACUUGACAGAUUUUCCAAAAAGCUAGAGUCAGUUUACACGGCAUCUGGUGGGAAGAAGAUAAAUCUUAUUACUCACUCAAUGGGGGGAUUGCUUGUCAAAUGUUUCGUAUCUCUGCACAGCGAUGUAUUUGAAAAAUAUGUUAAGAGUUGGAUUGCAAUUGCUGCACCAUUCCAAGGUGCCCCUGGGUACAUAACUACUAGUCUGCUGAAUGGAAUGUCUUUUGUCGAAGGAUGGGAGUCAAAAUUCUUUAUUUCCAAGUGGUGUAUGCAGCAAUUGCUACUUGAGUGCCCAUCAAUCUAUGAGUUGUUGGCAAACCCUAACUUCCAGUGGAAAGACACCCCACUGCUACAGAUUUGGAGAGAGAAUUUGGAUAACGAUGGUAAGAAAAGUGCCCUGUUAGAGUCAUAUGAGCCUGCAGAAGCAAUAAAGAUGAUUGAAGAGGCUCUUUCCAAGAAUGAGAUCGUUGCUGAUGGGAUGCAUAUUCCGGUGCCCCUUAAUUUGGAUAUAUUGAAGUGGGCAAAGGAAACUCAUGAUAUUUUAUCCAGUACAAAGCUUCCAGAAUCAGUGAAGUUCUACAAUAUUUAUGGGACAGAUUAUGAUACUCCGCAUACUGUCUGCUAUGGCACUGAACACCAUCCGGUUUCAAACCUUAAUAACCUCUUAUAUGCUCAGGGAAAAUAUGUCUAUGUUGACGGUGAUGGAUCUGUCCCAGUAGAAUCAGCAAAGUCUGAUGGGCUUAAUGCAGUGGCAAGGGUUGGAGUUGCUGCUGACCAUCGAGGAAUCGUCUGCAGCCACCACGUGUUCCGGAUUGUCCAGCACUGGCUGCACGCUGGAGAACCUGAUCCAUUCUACAACCCCCUGAACGACUAUGUCAUACUCCCAACAGCCUAUGAGAUCGAGAAGCAUCAUGAGAAAUGCGGGGAUCUCACAUCAGUUUCAGAGGACUGGGAGAUAAUCUCCCCGAGCGACAACCAAACCUUGAGGCCAGCUGAGGUUCCUCCUAUGGUCAACACCCUAACUGCAAGCUGGGAGGGCGUGGAGGGCACACUGGAAGAGGCGCAGGCGACAGUCAUCAUUCACCCACGGAACAAAGGGCGCCAACAUGUGGAAGUUAGGGCUGUUGGAGUUAGCCAUGGUGGCUAAGCCAGCCAUAGGGAACAUGCAGGUUGCCUCGCAGAGCUGAACCUACAGAGCAACACUGUAAAAUAGCUGUACAUAUGGCCUCUCUAGGAAAUCUGUGUUUAGAACUAUCAAAUGUUUGUGCUGCUUGUAAAUGGUAAGAACUGCCAAACUGGGGCUCUAAUGAUGAAUCAGAAGGGAAAGAGCAAAGCCGUGUUUGGAUUGCAAUUUCCUCGCAAAGAAAUAAGAGGGUAUUGCAAUUUGCUUAUAUGUUGUGGAUGGAAAUUGAAUAGUUUACACUUUUUAGCUUGUCUGUGGAAGGGAUAAAUAAAGGCUUUGUUGUUGUAA
Molecule: messenger RNA, 2696 nt
Organism: Setaria italica (foxtail millet)
Lineage: Eukaryota; Viridiplantae; Streptophyta; Magnoliopsida; Poales; Poaceae
Product: lecithin-cholesterol acyltransferase-like 4
Exons: 11
Coding region: 771-2372 (533 amino acids)
Biological process (GO): lipid metabolic process
Molecular function (GO): glycerophospholipase activity
Source: RefSeq, a predicted model, not a curated record